This is a messenger RNA of Eucalyptus grandis, 1178 nucleotides long. RefSeq names its product TMV resistance protein N-like. The coding region runs from base 165 to 977 and encodes 270 amino acids. The transcript is spliced from 2 exons. Gene Ontology annotation, biological process: signal transduction; defense response. The record is from RefSeq and is a predicted model, not a curated record. Gene Ontology annotation, molecular function: ADP binding. NCBI's taxonomy places the organism in Eukaryota, Viridiplantae, Streptophyta, Magnoliopsida, Myrtales, Myrtaceae.
UUUUAUAAUCGCAUCUACUAAUACGAUAACAACAUACCCCUCAAAUAAUUGACAACUCGGUUUUAUCUUCUGUACAAGUCUCAAUAAUCUCAUUCGUCGGAUAUUUGCUAAGCUGAGAGAGAGAGAGAUCGAUUUAGAUCCCGCCAAGUUAACAAACAGCUGCUAUGGCGAGCUCAAAUGCAGGAAUGUUGUCCGGAAGCGAGUAUCAAGUAUUCCUAAGCUUUAGAGGACCCGACACUCGCAUUGGAUUCACCGAUUGCCUCUACCGUAGCUUGAUCAAUGUUGGAAUCCAAGUCUUCCGAGACAAUGAAGAGGUUCAUGUUGGUGAAAGGAUCAAUGGAUCGCUUCAGCAUGCAAUCAACAAGUGCAGGAUCUACAUACCCAUUUUCUCUCAUACCUACGCUUCGAGCCAAUGGUGCCUCCAUGAGCUUGCACAGAUUGUGACAAACACCAACAAAUCGGAAGGUAAUAAAGAGAUCCUACCUAUUUUCUUCGAUGUGGAACCUGACGAUGUUAAGCUGAAGACUCCAUUGUAUCGAGAUGCCAUAUUCAAUUUGAAGCGUGAGAAGAAAUUGAGCAAUGGGCAAGUACUUGUGUGGAGAGAGGCUCUCGUGGAGGUUGCUGCGAUCAAAGGAUGGGAAGUGAAGAAUUAUGAAGGCCAGGGUGAACUGAUCAAUUUUAUAGUUGAGGAGGUCGUGGAAAAGCUAAAGACGAAACAUAGAUCGAUUACUGAACAUUUAGUAGGAAUUGAUGAUCGAGUAGAAGCAGUAAACAAAUUAUUAGACAUUGGUUCCGGUGGUGUGCGACUCAUUAAAAUUUAUGGUAUGGGGGGUAUUGGUAAAACAACUCUUGCCAAGGCUGUCUUUAAUCAACUCUCUUCUCAUUUUGGACAUAAUUGUUGUUUCCUUGAGGAUGUUCAAGAUAAGUCAUCAAGAAGUGAUGGUUUAGUUGGGUUGCAAAAAAAAUUUACUAUAUGAAAUCGGCGUUCAUGGAGGAACGAGGACCAUUGACAAUAUCGAAUACGGAAUGCAGAGGAUUGGAGAAGCACUUUCCAAUAAGAAAGUCCUUAUUGUACUUGAUAAUGUUGAUGACAGUGAACAAGUGAAGUACUUAGUUGGAAAUGGUACUUUGUAUUCAGGAUCCAGAAUAAUGAUUACAACUCGAAAUAAAGAUGAUCU